Mangifera indica (mango) is the source of this 480-nucleotide messenger RNA. Its product is annotated as DNA polymerase-like. The record is from RefSeq and is a predicted model, not a curated record. The transcript has a single exon. NCBI's taxonomy places the organism in Eukaryota, Viridiplantae, Streptophyta, Magnoliopsida, Sapindales, Anacardiaceae. The coding region runs from base 1 to 480 and encodes 159 amino acids.
AUGAAAGGAUACUUUUUAGCACCGAAAUCCUAUUUCUACAUCUCAAUAGAUAGCACCAAUGUUCUCAAGUACAAGGGACCAGCGAAAAACCAGGUCUAUCCAGAAUGGUUUGAGUUACAGUACGCGGACCCAUCUCGUACAGAACUGGUACCGGUGGAAGCCAACUUCCGGAUUGAUUGGCACACUCUUAACAUCAUCAAGAAGGACACAUUUGUCAGGCUUGGGAUUAAGCAUGGGGCCAAGAGGAUACCAGUAUAUCACAGAGAUGUCUGGGUGGAUACUGAUCCAAUUGAUAUCAUAGACUUGUCUAGCCUAGAUCACAUUGGAAAACAAAUAAUCAAAUCACUAAGGAAUGAUGUUCAACAACUACAGACUGAAAAUCAAAUUCUCAAUGAGAAAUUAUCUCAGAAGGAAAGAGAGAUAGCCGAGAGAUACAAAGAGAUGAAAUCACAGUUUGAUGCAAAGAAGAAUACAGAUUAA